This is a messenger RNA of Huiozyma naganishii CBS 8797, 1143 nucleotides long. It is a transcript of the gene KRE29, whose product is annotated as Smc5-Smc6 complex subunit KRE29. The transcript has a single exon. NCBI's taxonomy places the organism in Eukaryota, Fungi, Ascomycota, Saccharomycetes, Saccharomycetales, Saccharomycetaceae. The record is from RefSeq and is a predicted model, not a curated record. Bases 1 to 1143 code for a protein of 380 amino acids.
AUGGAUGGUAUUGGGGACUCUCAAGAUGCAGAUUCGUCUGAUGGGUCGCUUGUUCUCGGUACCGGGCUGCAGCAAGACCUGAUUGGGGACGCUGCGCUGGAUCUGGAUGCAGAUCUGGAUGCGGAUCUGGGUCUUGAUGAAGUUGAAGGGGACAGUAAUCUGGCACCACCACCGCGUAAUAAACAGUUUGGAGAAGUAGAACUUCGCCAAUUUGAUCUGGGGAAACAGUAUGAUGAAGAGAUUGACGGCCAAUUCGACCGGUUAAGGCAAGUGGAGGAGGAACUGCACUUUUCGCAGGAGCUGGAAUUGCACCCUACACCGACACUGUUGCGUGAUAAACUAUCCCAGCAACGAGACAAUCUUAAGCAGAGGGUGAAAGCACCGCUGGUCACAGAAUAUACGCUCGAUUUGAUAAGCAAAGAGACCGUAUCAGAUAAAUAUAAGGACUGGUUCCUGUUCACCGAGGGGCCCAUGGACGGUAACAAUGCUGCUAUCUCUGACACGUCUUUGACACAAUUGCUGAUACAAUUUGGCGCUACACCAAGUAGUCUACAAUCUGAUUUUAUCUUGAAAGAUGAAGAUCUCGAACACUUCGAUACAUUUUGCGAUAUUUACCCAGUGGAUUACAUGAUGGAACGGAUACGACCGUUGAUUCUUUCACACGAGGACGUUGGAGUCGCAACCCGGUUGUUCACUUUUUUCAUACUGGAUAGAAAUGUGUAUAGCUCGAAAGAGUGUACCCAGGAAUGGUGCACACAGGUGUUUGAAUCGUUACUGUCGAGGACGACCGUUGAAGAGUUUAUUGCACAAUACUUCGCCCAAUUGCAAUUACACGACAGGUUCUAUUUCUUGUUGGAAAGACUUACUAAACUUAUUCCACCAGUGAGGAUCCACAUAUUAAACCAACUGUUUCCAAAGACUACAGCGGUAAUCAAUACGUUUAACGAGCUAUUCGAUGCACAGAACUACAAAGACCUGCUCUAUUUUGUGCUGAUUAUCUUUGGAUCAGACAAUUGUAACUUUGGGGAAUCCACCGUAGCUCAAUACUUCAAGGAUUGUAUACUGGAUGCGUGUGAAGAUGGAGCCAACGGCGUAGAACUUACCAUUAUUGUAGGAAUAAUUAAUGUGUUUGUCAAGAUAUAG